AUGCCUCGUGGGAAGGGCUACCGUCGCUCCCAGGCCGCCAGGAUGAGGAUGGCGUCACGACAGCUGGAUUUGGAACUGCAACCCCCCUGCAGCACCUUUGUUGCACGCGGCGGCACUGGGUACCGCCAUGCAGUUCGGGACUGGCCAACUUCAGCGUUCACGGGCAGGAGCCACAAGUUGGUCAUUCCUGCCGAUGCCCCAGACAAGAAGUUCGUUCUGAUUGUCGGGGCCUCCCAUCUACGUGCUAUCGUAGAUGGGUUCGUCGAGAUGCCAGAGGGGAGGAUGUCCUUUGGCUUCAUGUCAACGCCGGGGGCCUCAGCAGCGCAGCUGAGGACUGAGGUUGAGAACGCUGUUCUCCCUCGGAUCCCAGAGGCAGUCUGUCUGUUGGCUCCUGGCAAUGACUUGACUGCCAGCCGGACUGUCGACGAGGCUGCAGUGGAGUUCAGGAGGCUCCUGACCGCCAUGUGUCGCCGUUGGCCGAAGCUGUGUGUCCUGGAUUUUCCCCGCCGCCUGACCGUGGAGAUGGACUACCAGGAGCUUCUGAGCCAGGAGUACCACCGCGUUGCGGCGCAGAUGGGGAUCCCCUACAAGGCCACUGCUGAGCACUUCCCCUUGGGCCGCCGGGAGCUGUGGUGCAGGGAUGGUGUGCACCUCAGUGACAGUGAUGGGAUGCCUAUCCUGUCGCAGUUGUUGUGGGUUGCUUCCUACCAGCAGGUGGAGUCGAGCGAGCCAGAGCCAGAGCCAGAGGUUCGAGCCAGGCCAUCUCCCCCUGUUCCCAGGCGCUCCCCCCGGGUGGUCGUGACAGGAGAGGUCACGGUGCCACCGCACUCAAACCCCUUUGAGUGGAACGUCGUUGGACCAGGCAGGAAGAUGACUCCACCAGCUAACCUUGACAGGCCCGGUGCUGCCAAGAAGAGGGUGGUUCAGCAGGAGGGGAACGUGGUGCUGAAGGAGUGUUCUGUCGUGCUGAACCCCGUGUGGUUUAGCCGCGAACUUCUGGAUGUGUUGGGUGAUGGCACCGUCCACGUUCCUGCUCCUGUUUCCACAGCAGUGGCGGCGCGCCAGAAGAAGACUACGAGGGAACGUUGCCGGAGACCUAUUGCCUCCUGGAAGCGGGUGGUCCAGCCAGAGGAGGCAGCUGCGCUGGAGGCCCAGGCUUCUCCCACCCCGGUUCCUGCCUGUCUUGCUACAGUGGCUGAGAGGGAGGAGGUUGGCGCACCUCCUUCUGAUCAGUCACUGGGGGACACCAGGAAGGAGCGUGCCAUGGACCUGCAGGUGGAGGAUGUGCAGCAGUCCUGUGACGCAGAGGGGACGGCAGUGGAGCGUGUGCAUGACGUUGGUGUUCCUGCUUCGUCUACGGCUGCCAGUGAUGUCCAGGAUCAGGUGAUUCAUGAUCCUGUCAUGUCUUUCAUUCGUGGGUCCUUUAAUCAGGGGCACAAACGUUUUGGUCCUAACAGGCACAAGCAGUGUGCCACAAACAGUGUGACUGCAGUUAUGACCAAUGUUGUAAAGAGCGCUUGGACUUGGACUCAGACUGACAUUGACAAUGUUUUACUCAAGGGCAACGACUUGUACACUUACAUGAAAAAACACCACAUGAUUAGUGAUGCUCAUCGUAGUGGGUAUAUUUUUGUAAGGGAGUUGCCCAGGGAGCAUGUGUUGUGUAACAACACAUUUAGAUUGGAGUACCUAGACACACUCACAGGAGACAUUGAUGUAGAGGACUAUGACCCUGCUCUGCAAGAUGUGGCCAUGCCUCUGGAUGUUGCUUUCCAGAGGGCCAUGUUUCAGGCAGAUGCUUGCUUGUUGACCAUUAGGAAGAACAUGUGUGUGGUUUUCAAGCAAGGGUCCAGGUUUGCCGUGUUUGAUCCACAUGCACGUGGUGAUGAUGGUGGUUGGCAACCUGAUGGUAGCAGCAUCAUUGCCUACUAUGAUAGUCUGGAUGCACUCUACACACACAUCACCAAACUUGUACAAUCACUAUAUGCCUAUGAUGCACAUGCUAGGGACAAGUUGUUUGAAGUCACUGGUGUUAAGGCUGUUAUUGUUGUACCACAUUCUUCAACAAGUGACACAGCAGUACAUGGUACCAGUGCACACGUGCAUGACUGUGAUGAGGUUUCAGGAGAGGGAUGUAGUGUUGACUUUGAGCCAGAAACAGUGACAGACAGUGAGCAGUCAGAGAUAGUGACAGUGACAGACCGUGAGCAGCAGUCAGAGACAUUGGGAGAAAAGUAUAAAUCUAACCCUGAUUACACACAGUCUAUAAAGAAGCGAAACCAGGAAAAAAAACGUAAUCAAAAGCUGCAAAAACAUCAGAUAGAUUUUGUAAUUCAGCAAUUUAGAGAAAAGGUUAAACAGGGCCCAGAAUAUGUUUGCUGUGUAUGUCAUAGAUUAUUAUUCCAACAUCAGGUACUUCAGUGUAGAAAAGAACAAUAUGGAAAGAAAGGAUCUGUAGUAGCUUCAUUGGCAGAUAAAUGUAUAACUUCCACAUAUCUUCAUGAAUGUGGUGAUAAAUGUACUGCAGACUGUACUUUAAAAUGGACACAUGUUGGUAAAUUGUGGAUUUGUCACACCUGCCACAGAAAAAUCCUUAGUGGAAAAGUACCUGAAGAAAGUGAAAUUAAUAAUCUACAGUUAGAUCCUAUUCCACCAGAACUAAAUACAUUAAACUCUUUAGAACAACAUUUAAUUGCACAGCAUAUUCCCUUCAUGAAAGUACUAGCUCUACCUAAGGGAGGACAAAAUGGUGUCCAUGGCCCUGUAACAUGUGUUCCUUCUAACAAUAAUGCUGUUAAUAAUGUGCUUCCUAGGUUAGAAAAUCAGGAUUUAAUGAUUCGUGUUAAAUUAAAGAGGAAAAUUACCUACAAAGGGCAUUAUGAAUAUCAGUAUGUCCACACAAAUAAAGUUCAUUGUGCACUAGAACAUUUAAAAUCUCAUAAUAAGUGGUAUAAAGAUGUGGAAAUUAAUACAGAUUGGACGAAUCCUCUUGAAAAAGAUAAAAAUGAUGAUGGUAAUACAAGUGAGGAGGGUGAAGAGGUAAAAGACAUUGAAGAUGAACACAUUAAUGAUAAACAACAGCAUGGCAUGUAUUUAGACACAUGUAUGCAGCCUGUAGAUGUUGCACAGGAAAUAUUAGAUCAGCAUUUUGACAGUGUGUUAUCAGUAGCUCCAGCAGAAGGUAACAGUCCUGUGCGUUUGCUUACAGAUGUUAGCAAUGAGGCUAAAUGUUUUCCUGUUCUUUUCCCAAAGGGAACUGGUACUUUUCAUGAUGCCAGACAGCAUAGGUUGACAUUGAGUCGUUAUCUGAAUUGUAGAGUUCUUAAUGCUGAUGGUCGAUUUGGCAGUAACUUGGAUUACAUCUUUUAUGCACAGUAUUUGUCAGAGAUUAAUCAAGUUGUGUCAAAUGUUUCCAUUGCAUUAAGGAAAGGGUAUCAUGGAGGAGAGAACACCCAGAUUACAUCCUCCAUGCUUGCUAGUACAGACUUUGUUAAGAAUGUUUUAAAGUGUGACAUGGGCUACAAAUUUUUAAAACCUAUUCGCGGAACACCUGUGUUUUGGCAAAGUGUACAAAAAGACUUAUUUGCUAUGGUCAGGCAGCUUGGGAUUCCUACUUGGUUCUGUUCCUUUUCAUCUGCGGAUUUACGUUGGACAGAAUUGAUGGAAACCUUUAUGAAAGUGCAAAAUUUGCAAGGCAAUGUAAAUGAAAUGGACUGGUCCCAAAAAUGUAAUUUGUUAAAGAAGAAUCCUGUGACAGCAGCAAGAAUGUUCGAUCAUAGGUUUCGUUCUUUCCUAAAAGAUGUGAUCAUGUCCCCUGCUCAGCCAAUAGGCAAGAUCAUUGACUAUUUUUAUCGCGUUGAGUUUCAACAGCGUGGAUCGCCACAUACACAUUGUUUGUUUUGGGUGGAGAAUGCACCAAAGAUUGGCAGUAACACAGACCAGGAGGUCAUAGAUUUCAUUGAUAAAUAUGUAACAUGUGAACUCCCACCUGAAAAUGAUGAUAUGCAUGAGGUUGUUUCCAACGUUCAAAUGCACAGUAAGAAACACUCUAAGAGUUGUAAAAAGAAGCGCACAACGUGCAGGUUUAAUUUCCCGCGACCUCCAAGCAACAAAACAUUUAUCUGUAAACCAAAAACAGAGGAGCAGCAGCAACAAGAUAAAACUAACAUAGAGCAGCAGCAAAGUAAUGUAAAAACGUGUGAUGCAGAAGCAAAAGCUAAAGAAAUAAUGAGUAAAGUUAAACUAGCUCUUUCAAAUGAAGAAACAACAUUUGACAGUGUUGACGCUCUGUUUAGUUCCAUUGGCAUCAAUCAGUCAAUUUUUGAAAAGGCAUAUCAGUUAACUACAAAGAAAACUAGCGUCAUUCAUAAAAGAAAUGUAAACGACGUUUGGGUAAAUCAGUACAACAAAGAUCUUUUGCGUUGCUGGAAUGCAAAUUUGGACAUUCAGUUUGUAUGUGAUCCAUAUUCAUGUGUAGUAUAUAUCAUCUCGUAUAUCUCAAAAGCAGAAAGGGAAAUGGGUUUGCUACUUCAACAUACACAGAACGAAGUUAAAAGUAAAGGGAAUCUAGAUGCAAAACAGUCUCUUAACAAGUUAGGAAGUGUGUUUCUGCACAACAGAGAAGUAUCUGCUCAGGAAAGCGCAUAUCGCCUGACAAACAUGCGAUUAAAGGAGUGCUCCAGAAAGGUUGUAUUCGUUCCAACUGGAGACAAUAUUGUCAGGAUGAGUCUUCCUCUAAAUGUAAUUCAGAAGAGAGCAGAACAACAAGACACAAACAAAGACCAAAUCUGGAUGACAAACAUCACUGAUCGCUACAAAAAUAGACCUAAAAGUAAUGAGUUUAAAGACAUGUGUUUAGCAACUUAUGCUUCACAAUAUAGAGAUGUGCCCAAAAAUGAAAAAUGUAGAAGCAAUGUGAUUAAAUUAGAUAAUGACUGCGGUUUUGUAAAAAAGAGGACAUGGACAGAUGUGGCUGUUGUGAGAUAUGCUCGCUUUUCACCAACACAACAUCCUGAAAAGCACUAUCAAAGCUUGCUUCAGCUGUUCUUGCCUUAUUAUACAGGCAAUCAGUUGAAACCCCCACAAUUUUUAUCUUUUGAACAGUUUUAUGACACUGCUUCUGUCACUAACGGCAAUGAAAUUAAAUCUGUAAAAGAGGUGGUUGAUUUGAACAGGUCUAAAUUUGAAAUAAAUGCUGAAGAAUUAGAACAUUGUGAAGAAGCUGUAGCACACGUAGGCUUUCAAGAAGAUGCUUGGGCUGAGCUUUGUCCUGAAGCUGAAUUGGGGAGAUUAGAAAGUUUGGAGGAGAUGAGUGUUAAAAAAGAUUUGUUUCCUACAGAAAGAGAUGUUAUUCCAGAUUUGCAACCAGACAAGACACCGGUGUCUAUAGAAUUCCCAAAACCAAAAAUUCAUCAUUCUGAAGCACAAGCUAUUAUGAGAUCCCUGAAUGAUCUACAGUCACAGGUGUUUUAUAAGAUACGACAGUGGUGCUUGGAUAAAAUUAAUGGUAAAAAUCCUGCACCUUUUCAUGUGUUUAUUUCUGGUGGAGCAGGCACAGGAAAAUCUCACUUAAUUAAAGCUGUGUAUUAUGAGGCAACAAGACUGUUAGCAAGAAUGUCAGAUUAUCCAGAUGAUGUUCAUGUUUUACUCACUGCCCCUACUGGUGUAGCUGCUUAUAACAUUAAUGCUACUACAAUACACCAUAGCUUUGCUAUUUGUAAUAACGUUUCAUUACCAUAUCAGCCACUAAAAGAGGAAAAGGUAAAUACUGUAAGAGCCAGUCUGAAAGAUCUCCAAAUAUUAAUCAUAGAUGAAAUUUCCAUGGUUGAUCACAAACUAUUGACCUACAUCCAUGGCAGACUGAGGCAAAUUAAACAGUGUGCUGAUUUUUCUCCCUUUGGUAAUGUAUCUGUAAUAGCUGUUGGAGAUUUUUAUCAACUUCCACCAGUUAAAGGAAGGCCUCUUUACACAGACCAAACAGAGACCAACCUAUGGGGAAAUACUUUUAGCCACGUAGAGUUAACAGAAAUUGUGCGACAGAAAAAUAAAAACUUUGCUGUGACACUAAAUCGCAUCAGGAAACAUAAAAAAGGAGAAAAACUUAAUGUCCAAGAUGAAAAACUAUUAAAACGAUGUGAGACAGGCACGGGUGAUGACACAGAAGACCUUCACGUUUUUGCAACAAAUAGUGAUGUAGAAACCCAUAACUUUAAGAUGCUGCAUAAAGUAUGUUCUGAUAUUGUUCAGAUUAAAGCACAAGACUUUGACAAAAAUCCUCAAACAGGGCGAUUCGCAAAAACUACUACUUCACAUACCUUUGACAAACAGACAUAUUUAACUAAAUUGUUGAGUGUUGGUCCAAAUGCUCGUGUCAUGCUCAUCAAAAACAUAGACACUUCAGAUGGUCUUGUUAAUGGAGUAUGUGGCACUGUUUGUCUUGUAAAAUCUGAUGAAAAUACCAAACUCCCCAAAACUAUUUAUGUUAAUUUUGAUGAUGAAAGGAUUGGCAGUAAAUUAAGAGCAAAAUUCCCAUGUACAGUGCCUGGUCUUCAAAAUGCAACACCAAUUGGACGUGAAGAAGACAAAGUAACCAACAGAGGUGGAGUUAGACGCCAGUUUCCAUUACGUUUGGCAUGGGCAUGCACAAUCCAUAAGGUGCAAGGCUUAACUUUAGACAAAGCAGUAGUGUCUUUUAAAAAGAUUUUCUCUGCUGGCCAAGCUUACGUUGCUUUAAGCCGUGUAACAUCCAUAGAAAAUCUUAUUAUUCAGGAUUUUAAAGCCACUGCUAUUUACGCAAAAAGUGAUAUAGAUGAAAAUUUAGAGGCAAUGGAAAAAUACAUUGAGACUCCAUUAACAAGACCAGAUGCUUCUCUCAAAGCGGAAGUGGGCGUGGUCAAUGGCAAACUGAUUCAGCUCUAUUCAGGGAAUCUGGGGAUAUAA
Scomber japonicus (chub mackerel) is the source of this 6939-nucleotide messenger RNA. RefSeq lists its product as uncharacterized. Lineage: Eukaryota; Metazoa; Chordata; Actinopteri; Scombriformes; Scombridae. Bases 1 to 6939 code for a protein of 2312 amino acids. The record is from RefSeq and is a predicted model, not a curated record. Gene Ontology annotation, biological process: DNA repair; telomere maintenance. The transcript has 14 exons. Gene Ontology annotation, molecular function: ATP hydrolysis activity; DNA helicase activity.